This is a messenger RNA of Juglans regia (Persian walnut), 447 nucleotides long. Its product is annotated as 40S ribosomal protein S28. The record is from RefSeq and is a predicted model, not a curated record. The transcript is spliced from 2 exons. Lineage: Eukaryota; Viridiplantae; Streptophyta; Magnoliopsida; Fagales; Juglandaceae. Gene Ontology annotation, molecular function: structural constituent of ribosome. Gene Ontology annotation, cellular component: ribosome; cytosolic small ribosomal subunit. Gene Ontology annotation, biological process: maturation of SSU-rRNA; ribosomal small subunit assembly; translation. The coding region runs from base 125 to 322 and encodes 65 amino acids.
GAGACUUUAAACCCUAGCCGCCGUCACACCCUCCAUUCUCUUCUUUAAAACCCUAACCCUCCUUCCAUCUUCUCGCUAUACCUCUCUCUAAAAUUCGAGAUCAUCCGCCGUUGCUUAGCACAGGAUGGAAUCUCAAGUGAAGCAUGCCGUGGUGGUGAAAGUAAUGGGUCGGACCGGAUCGAGAGGACAGGUGACUCAGGUGAGAGUCAAGUUUCUGGACGAUCAGAACCGGUUCAUCAUGAGGAAUGUCAAGGGACCUGUGAGGGAAGGCGACAUCCUUACCUUACUCGAGUCUGAAAGAGAAGCAAGAAGAUUGCGUUAAUUGGCUGCUCGUUGCUCCCCUGCUUCUCAAGUUCUUGCUGGUUUCUUCUUGUGGUUAGUCAAUGGCACUUUAAGUACUGUUGGUUUAAUGAAGUUUGAUUUUACAAUACAUGAGAAUUGAUGUCA